This is a messenger RNA of Syngnathus acus (greater pipefish), 10095 nucleotides long. It is a transcript of the gene usp9, whose product is annotated as ubiquitin specific peptidase 9. The transcript has 48 exons. Gene Ontology annotation, cellular component: nucleus; cytosol. Gene Ontology annotation, molecular function: cysteine-type endopeptidase activity; cysteine-type deubiquitinase activity. The record is from RefSeq and is a predicted model, not a curated record. Gene Ontology annotation, biological process: cell migration; protein deubiquitination. Bases 653 to 8500 code for a protein of 2615 amino acids. NCBI's taxonomy places the organism in Eukaryota, Metazoa, Chordata, Actinopteri, Syngnathiformes, Syngnathidae.
UCCGGACUCUCUCAGGCGAUCAGACUGGACCAGUUAAAUGCACUUUCCGUUCAGCUGAUGUGUUGACUGGGCUGCUCCACGGCUGCAGAGCAAUCUCUCCUUACAGACGAGGGCCGACGCUUUUGGAGUUGGACUCCGCUGCUCUGGCCUAUUUUAAAACGGAGCGCCGCUCGCACCCGACUGCGCUUCCGCCAUGUUGUACUGAUUCAAGUUGUGCGUGAGUGACUGCUGCUUGGACCGAAGUGACAAGCCCCAGAAAUUGGUCGAGAGUCGGGGGGCUGUGACUGCGCCGGUGACGCAGGGAAAAACACCCAGAAGCAAGAGAGGGGAAACGUCGGAAUUAGAGAUCUUUCUAGCUGUGGGUCGGUGUCUCCUGCGAAAAGCCGUCACCAGUACCAGGCCACGCUUAUAUAAUAUACGACGACGCCGCCGCUCAAGGCUGGAUGUAGCCGGUGAAUAGAGGGGAAGUCAUAUCAAAUUCCUGGUUAUGCAAUGGUCUCAGCAGCUCAUCCAGAUCUCCAGGUGCUUGUGUCCGUCUCUCGCGUGUUCGGCCUCUCUUCCCUCUCCUCCACGGCUGAGGCGGCUCUGAUUUCCCUCCUGGUCAGCGCUGCAUAAAGAGGCCAAGAUUGCCAAGAUCUGCCCCGUGGCGAGCAUGACGGCCACCACGCGUGGCUCUCCGGUGGGGGGCAAUGACAGCCAGGGCCAGGCGCCUGAUGCUCAGAGCCAACCUCCGUUGCCACAGAAUCAGACUUCGUCUCCUAACUCAUCUAAUGAGAAUUCUCCAGUGAGCCCACCCAGCGAGCAUGGACAAGGGGAUGGACCUCCCCAGCUGGAGGAGGAGGAGCCCGCCUUCCCCCACACUGACCUAGCCAAGCUAGAUGACAUGAUCAACAGGCCUCGUUGGGUGGUUCCAGUUUUGCCAAAAGGAGAGUUAGAAGUCCUUUUGGAGGCUGCAAUAGACCUCAGUAAAAAAGGACUGGAUGUGAAGUGUGAGGCGUGUCAGAGGUUUUUCCGAGAUGGUCUGACUAUCUCGUUUACAAAGAUUCUAACAGACGAGGCAGUCAGUGGCUGGAAGUUUGAGAUUCAUCGGUGUAUCAUCACUAACACACACCGCUUGGUGGAGCUGUGUGUGGCAAAGCUCUCUCAGGACUGGUUCCCACUACUAGAGCUGCUGGCUAUGGCCACCAACCCUCAUUGCAAAUUCCACAUCUAUAAUGGCACGCGGCCCUCUGAGACCGUCCCUGCCGUAGCGCAGUUGGCCGAUGAUGACCUUUUCGCCAGACCACCCGACCCACGUUCGCCUAAGGGCUGGUUGGUGGACUUAAUAAAUAAAUUUGGCACAUUAAACGGGUUUCAAAUGUUGCACGAUCGCUUCAUGAGCGGCGAAGCACUGAACGUCCAGAUCAUCGCUGCACUUAUCAAGCCUUUUGGCCAGUGUUAUGAGUUCCUCACCUUGCACACAGUGAAGAAAUACUUCCUCCCUGUCAUUGAAAUGGUCCCCCAGUUCCUGGAGAACCUCACUGACGAGGAGCUUAAGAAAGAGGCCAAGAAUGAAGCCAAAAACGACGCACUGUCCAUGAUAAUCAAGUCUCUAAAGAGUCUUGCAUCGCGCGUACCAGGGCAAGAGGAGACUGUGAAGAAUUUAGAGAUUUUUAGGUUAAAAAUGAUUCUUAGGUUAUUGCAAAUUUCUUCUUUUAAUGGCAAAAUGAAUGCACUAAAUGAAGUCAACAAAGUGAUCUCCAGUGUGUCCUACUACACUCAUCGGCACAACCCUGAGGAGGAUGAAUGGCUCACUGCAGAGCGCAUGGCGGAGUGGAUCCAGCAGAACCACAUCCUUUCCAUCGUCUUGAGGGACAGUUUGCACCAGCCUCAGUACGUCGAGAAACUGGAAAAGAUCCUUCGCUUUGUUAUCAAAGAGAAAGCUCUUACCAUGCAGGAUCUCGACAACAUCUGGGCAGCACAGGCUGGGAAACAUGAGGCUAUUGUGAAAAAUGUCCAUGACCUCCUGGCCAAGCUAGCAUGGGAUUUUUCCCCUGAGCAGCUUGAUCAUCUAUUUGACUGUUUCAAGGCAAGCUGGACGAACGCCAGCAAGAAACAGCGUGAGAAACUGCUGGAGCUUAUCCGCCGCCUGGCCGAGGAUGACAAGGACGGCGUGAUGGCCCACAAGGUCCUCAAUCUGCUGUGGAACCUGGCCCACAGCGAUGAUGUGCCUGUAGAUAUAAUGGACCAAGCUCUGAGCGCUCACAUCAAAAUAUUAGAUUACAGCUGCUCACAGGACCGAGACACCCAGAAGAUCCAGUGGAUCGAUCGCUUCAUUGAGGAGUUGCGAACCAAUGACAAAUGGGUGAUUCCCGCCUUGAAACAAAUCAGAGAAAUCUGUAGCCUUUUUGGAGAAGCGCCACAGAAUUUAAGAAAGAAAAUGCGAAUUAACAUGCAAAUGAAUUUAGUGGGUCAAACCCAGAGGAAUCCACAUGUGUUUUACCGGCAUGACCUUAUCAACCAGCUGCAAAACAACCACGCUCUAGUUACGCUCGUGGCUGAGAACCUGUCGGCCUACAUGGAGACAAUGCGACAAUUCUCCAAAGAAGAACAGGCAGAGUUUGACCCUCAGAUAGUCCGACCAGGAAGCCGCUACAGCCAUGUCCAGGAAGUGCAAGAACGACUUAACUUCCUGAGGUUCCUUCUUAAAGAUGGCCAGCUGUGGCUCUGUGCCCCUCAGGCCAAGCAGAUUUGGAAGUGUCUGGCUGAGACUGCAGUCUUCCUCUGUGACCGCGAGGCCUGCUUCAAAUGGUACUCCAAACUUAUGGGCGAUGAACCCGACCUGGACCCAGACAUCAACAAGGACUUCUUUGAGAAUAAUGUCCUGCAACUUGACCCGUCCCUGUUGACGGAGAAUGGCAUGAAGUGCUUCGAGAGGUUCUUUAAGGCCGUCAACUGCAGGGAGGGCAAACUGGUAGCCAAACGUAGGGCCUACAUGAUGGACGACCUGGAACUCAUUGGCCUAGACUACCUUUGGAGGGUGGUAAUUCAAGGAAGCGAUGACAUUGCGAGCAGAGCCAUCGACUUGUUGAAGGAGAUCUACACCAAUCUUGGACCAAAAUUACAAGUCAAUCAGGUGGAAAUUCAUGAGGAUUUUAUCCAGUCGUGUUUUGACCGUCUGAAGGCCUCUUACGACACCCUGUGUGUGUUGGAUGGAGAUAAAGAUAGCAUAAACUGUGCCCGCCAGGAGGCAAUCCGCAUGGUGCGUGUUCUUACUGUGCUCAAGGAGUACAUCAAUGAAUGUGACAGUGAUUACCAUGAAGAGAGGACCAUCCUGCCCAUGUCCAGAGCGUUCCGGGGAAAACAUAUCACGUUGAUCGUGCGCUUCCCUAACCAGGGGCGCCAAGUGGAUGACCUGGAUAUCUGGUCACACACCAAUGACACAAUUGGCUCUGUGCGCCGCGGCAUCUUAAAUCGCAUCAAAGCGAACGCCGCACAUACCAAGAUAGAGCUCUUCAUUGGAGGGGAGGUGGUUGACCCUGCUGAUGACAGGAAGCUUAUUGGACAACUGAACUUGAAAGACAAAACGCUGAUCACAGCCAAGCUAACUCAGGUGAGCACCAACAUGCCCUCCAGCCCGGAGAGCUCGUCCGACUCUUCCACCGGCUCACCAGGGAACCACGGCAACCACUAUGGCGAUGGGCCCAAUCCUGAAGUGGAGAGCUGUCUUCCCGGCGUGAUCAUGUCGCUGCACACGCGGUACAUCUCCUUCCUGUGGCAGGUGGCUGACCUGGGCUGCCAACUCAACAUGCCCCUACUUAGAGAUGGAGCCAGAGUUCUCAUGAAACUCAUGCCUCCAGAUAACAAAACUGUGGAGAACCUGCGUGCUGUGUGUUUAGACCAUGCCAAGCUCGGAGAAAACAGCCUCAGCCCUUCACUGGACUCCCGUUUCUUUGGCCCCUCACCCUCACAAGUGCUCUACCUCAUUGAGGUUGUGUAUGCUUUGCUGAUGCCAGCCAGCGCCGCUUUGGGCGAGGAUGCUAGUGACUUUCAGUACAACUUCCUGAAGAGCGGUGGCUUGCCACUGGUGUUGAGCAUGCUCACCCGGAAUAACUUCCUGCCGUCAGCCGACAUGGAGACACGGCGCGGGGCUUACCUCAAUGCACUGAAAAUCGCCAAGCUCCUCCUCACUGCUGUAGGAUUUGGUCAUGUGAAAGCUGUGGCAGAGGCCUGCCAGCCCACCGCUGAGGGAAAUAUCCCCGUUUCCCCGAUUAAUCAGGCCACUCACGAUCAGGCUCUGGUGCUGCAGAGUGCCCUGCAAAACAUUCCAAAUCCUGCCUCAGAAUGUAUGCUGCGCAACGUAGCCAUCCGCCUGGCACAGCAGAUUUCUGAUGAGAAUUUCUUCCAGACAUCAAAGUCUAUUCCAGACAUCUGUGUCAUCAGAGAGGUACAGAAAAUAGUGUGGGCCUCAGGCUGUGGCACGGUGCAGCUUGUCUUUAGUUCUAAUGAAGAUAUCAGCAAGAUAUACGAGAAGACGAACGCAGCUAAGGAGCCAGAUGAAGAAGACGAGCAGGUGUGUUGCGAGGCCUUGGAAGUGAUGACAUUAUGUUUUGCCUUGAUGCCCACAGCCCUUGACACCCUCAGUAAGGAGAGGGCAUGGCAAACCUUCAUUAUUGACUUGCUGCUACACUGCCACAGCAAAUCAGUGCGUCAGAUGGCCCAGGAGCAGUUUUUCCUCAUGGCAACCAGGUGUUGCAUGGGCCACAGACCCCUCCUUUUCUUUAUUACCCUCCUUUUCACUGUUCUGGGGACCACCGCUAAGGAGCGAGCUAAACACGCCGGGGACUACUUCACUUUGCUCCGGCAUCUCUUGAACUAUGCCUACAACAGCAACAUCAACCUGCCAAAUGCCGAGGUGCUGCUCAACAAUGAGAUUGACUGGCUCAAAAGGAUAAGGGAUGAAGUCAAGAGGACAGGCGAGACCGGUGUGGAAGAGACCAUCUUGGAAGGCCACAUUGGUGUCACCAAGGAGCUUCUUGCCUUCCAGACUCCUGAGAAGAAGUAUUACAUUGGCUGUGAGAAAGGAGGCGCUAACCUCAUCAAGGAGCUGAUUGACGACUUCAUCUUCCCGGCGUCAAACGUUUACCUGCAGUACAUGAAGAGUGGCGAGUUCCCCACGGAGCAGGCCAUUCCAGUGUGCAGCGCCCCAGCCUCCAUCAACGCUGGCUUUGAGCUCCUGGUCGCGCUUGCUGUCGGCUGUUUCCGCAACCUCAAGCAGAUCGUCGACACGCUCACGGACAUGUACUAUUUGGGCGGUGAAACGUUAACAGAGUGGGAAUACCUGCCUCCUGUGGGCCCACGGCCAAAUAAAGGCUUUGUGGGUCUGAAGAACGCUGGGGCCACGUGUUACAUGAACUCUGUAAUUCAGCAGCUGUACAUGAUUCCUCCCAUUCGCCACGGCAUCCUGGCCAUCGAGGGCACGGGAACCGAUGUGGACGAUGACAUGUCAGGCGAUGAGAAGCAGGAGAAUGAGACGAACGUGGAUCCUCGUGAUGAAGUGUUUAGCUAUCACCACCAGUUUGACGAUAAGCCUGCCAGUAAAGCAGAAGACCGGAAGGAGUACAACAUUGGAGUUUUGCGUCACCUGCAGGUCAUUUUUGGCCACCUGGCUGCUUCCAGACUGCAGUACUAUGUCCCAAGAGGCUUUUGGAAGCAAUUCAGGUUAUGGGGUGAACCUGUGAAUCUAAGGGAACAGCAUGACGCUUUAGAGUUUUUCAAUUCUUUGGUGGAUAGUUUGGAUGAAGCACUGAAGGCCUUGGGUCAUCCCGCUAUGCUUAGCAAAGUGCUAGGAGGCUCUUUUGCCGAUCAGAAGAUCUGUCAGGGAUGCCCUCACAGAUAUGAGUGUGAGGAGUCAUUCACAACACUUAAUGUAGACAUCAGGAAUCACCAGAACCUUUUGGACUCAAUGGAGCAGUACGUCAAAGGAGAUCUCCUUGAGGGAGCCAACGCAUACCACUGUGAAAAGUGUAAUAAGAAGGUGGACACAGUCAAGCGACUUCUGAUCAAGAAGCUGCCGCCGGUCCUUGCUAUCCAACUGAAGCGCUUUGACUAUGAUUGGGAGCGGGAAUGUGCCAUCAAGUUCAAUGACUACUUUGAAUUUCCGAGGGAGUUGGACAUGGAGCCAUACACAGUAGCGGGCGUGGCCAAGAUUGAGGGCGAUGACGUCAACCCGGAGAGCCAAGUGAUCCAGCAGAACGAGCCCUCUGAACCCACCCCUGUGGGCAGCUCCAAGUACCGUUUGGUGGGGGUGCUGGUCCACUCGGGCCAGGCCAGCGGCGGACAUUACUACUCGUACAUCAUCCAAAGAAAUGGAGGCGAUGGCGAAAAGAACCGCUGGUACAAGUUCGAUGACGGCGACGUGACGGAAUGCAAGAUGGAUGACGAGGAGGAGAUGAAGAACCAGUGCUUUGGCGGCGAAUACAUGGGCGAGGUGUUUGAUCACAUGAUCAAAAGGAUGUCGUACCGAAGACAGAAACGAUGGUGGAAUGCCUACAUCCUUUUCUAUGAGCGUAUGGACUCCCUAGACAAGGACAGUGAGCUUGUCAAGUACAUCUCCGAGUUGACCAUCUCCACUGCGAAGCCGCAUCAGGUCAAGAUGCCUGGUGUAAUCGAGUGCAGCGUCCGCAAGCAGAACGUCCAAUUUAUGCACAACCGAAUGCAAUACAGCCUGGAAUAUUUCCAGUUCAUUAAGAAACUUCUGACCUGUAACAGUGUCUAUUUAAACCCUCCUCCAGGGCAAGACCACCUUCUGCCAGAGGCUGAGGAGAUUGCUAUGAUCAGUGCUCAGCUGGCUGCUCGGGUCCUCUUUAGCACAGGCUUCCACACCAAGAAAGUAGUCAGGGGUCCUGCCAGUGAUUGGUAUGACGCCCUUUGCAUCCUGCUGAGACAUAGUAAGAAUGUACGCUACUGGUUUGCACACAACGUCCUGUUUGCCUACCCCAACCGCUUCUCCGAGUACCUACUGGAGUGCCCGAGCGCUGAGGUGCGUGGCGCCUUUGCCAAGCUCAUCGUUUUCAUCGCUCACUUCUUGCUGCAAGACGGCCCCUGCCCCUCCCCCACUGCCUCGCCCGGAACAUCUGCUCAGGGCUGUGAUAACCUCAGUCUAAGUGACCACCUGUUAAGAGCUGUCCUCAACUUGCUCAGACGAGAGGUUUCCGAACACGGCCGUCACCUGCAACAGUACUUCAACCUCUUUGUCAUGUAUGCCAAUCUGGGCUUGGCAGAAAAGACCCAGCUGCUAAAGCUGAAUGUGCCUGCCACGUUCAUGCUAGUAGCGCUGGACGAAGGCCCCGGCCCCCCCAUCAAGUACCAGUACGCUGAACUGGGCAAGCUCUACACGGUGGUCUCUCAACUGGUCCGCUGCUGUGACGUAUCAUUGCGCAUGCAGUCGUCAAUCAAUGGUAACCCCCCUCUGCCUAACCCCUACGGGGACACCAACCUGACAGCCCCGGUAAUGCUGGUGCAGCAGCUUGUGGCUGAGAUCCUGUUUGUGAGGACCAGCUAUGUGAAGAAGAUCAUUGAGGACUGCAGCAACUCUGAGGAGACGGUGAAGCUUCUCCGCUUCAGCUGCUGGGAAAACCCCCAGUUUUCCUCCACUGUACUCAGUGAGCUACUGUGGCAGGUGGCAUAUUCCUAUAACUAUGAGUUGAGGCCUCACUUGGACUUGCUGCUACAAAUCCUUCUCAUUGAGGACUCCUGGCAGACUCACAGGAUCCAUAAUGUUCUGAAGGGAAUUCCCGAUGACAGGGAUGGUCUCUUUGACACCAUCCAGCGUUCCAAAAACCACUAUCAGAAACGGGCAUACCAGUGCAUCAAGUGUAUGGUGGCCCUCUUCAGUAAUUGCUCUGUGGCUUACCAGAUCCUCCAGAGUAACGGUGAUCUGAAACGAAAGUGGACGUGGGCUGUAGAGUGGCUCGGCGACGAGCUCGAGAGGCGGCCAUACUCCGGCAACCCGCAGUACACGUACAACAACUGGUCACCUCCGGUCCAGAGCAAUGAAACGUCCAACGGUUACUUCCUGGAGCGCUCGCACAGCGCACGCAUGACUCUUGCCAAGGCCUGCGAACUUUGUCCUGAGGAGCUCAAGUGUACUCAGGGAAGCCCAGGGAAGGAGCCAGAUGAACAGGAAGCCCCUGACGAUCAAGACUCUUCGCCGCCUGAGGACACUUCUUUGUACCCACACUCUCCUGGAACGACACAGUUUCAGCAGAACAACCACCCACAUGGGCAGCCAUACACUGGCCCCGCCGCGCAGCACAUGAACAACCCUCAGCGCCCCGGCCCUGCCUCAGCUCCACCCCCGGGCCCCACGCAGGCUCCGACUCCAGUUCCAGCCCCAGGCCCCGGCGGCCCCAGCCCAGGCCCGAGAGCACAAGAGAAUUCGGAGAGCACGGAAGAGAUAGCCCCUGCCCCGACCCCAGCCCCCGCCUCCACCCCGGCUCCCGCCCUGCCUAAGGAAUAACGCCACCUUUCCUCGAAGCCUCCUUUACCGCCUCAUCCCUCCUCUGCUGUGCCUGGAUCCUCUGUCGACCCGCUCUCCUUACUCCUCUGCUCUUCUUGGUUCUCAGAGCGUAGCCAGCGGGGGGGGGGCACAGGAGUGGAGAAAGUGAAUUUGAAGAGUUCUAAAUCAAUAAAUGGAGAAAAAAAAAAAAAAAGAAAAAAACCCGAACUGGCGAUGAUGGAAGGUGUACAUAAUGUUAAUGUUUGGUGACUGUUGGGAUUGCCCAAUAGCAUCACUCGCUGUGCUUCGCUGUUGGGAUAGAGGUUGCAGAUCAUACUGAUGACAACAAUGGAUACUAUACAGAAAAACAUCCCUGCCCAAAAACGAAACACUUUGUUUUCGUCACCCAUGUUCCGCAGUCAAAGUUUGCUCCAGCCAUGGGAUGGUUUAACGGCCAUUCAACUGUAGAAGAAGAUGCCGAAGAAGGAUGCGUUUGUUAUUCUCACCAGUAUGUUGUUGUUGUUCAUUAGCUCCCCCUGGCGUCAAGUUUGUUUGAUGGCUGGGUGGGCUUUUACGCUGUUGGACGUGAAAAAGCAGUUAAUGCAACAUUUGGUCGACGAAUCAUUGCCUUUUUUUGGGGUUUUUGUUAAUAUUUUUUAUGCUCAGUCAAUAUGCUGUAACAUUUAGCAUGGCUUCUCACCAGAAUAGUGUAGCCCGAGCAAGGACGUUCAUAACAACCUAAAGCUGUUCUUAUUCCACAUCUUCACAGGGGGUGCGUUACUCUGAGGAUUUUUUGUUGUUGUUUUCUACUCAUCUACAAUGAGGGCAAUAUUUUUGAACCAAUGUACGACUAAGUGGCUUUUCAAUUCCACAUUUAAUCCUACUCAUUUGGCAGUGGAGUUUGGCCGGUGGGAUAGACGGCUUAGGGAGGAAAAAAAUCCCCCACGUCCCAACCCCAGAAAAAAAAAAAAAGAAUGCAACAGAAUUGCAGCACCGGCGACCAUCUUUGUGGUGUAUCAUAGACAGCGUGGUUUAGCUUCCGUCACCUCUGUGGAGCCGGCACCACCCAUGCCAUGUUGAGAUGAGACCUGCUUGGGGUUCACCCACCAGUCACAACACAGGAGGUGGUGCUUAGGAAUAGCAGCUGGUUAGUCACAUUGCAACUAACUUGUGAUUCUGUAGUAAAAAGGUAAACAUAAGUAAAUACUGUAUUUAAUUGGUAACUUGAAUACGUGUUUUUCUUUCCUCUUUUUUUUUUUUUUUUUUGUCUAAAACAUACCAAAUACUCCUGCAAAUGAAAAUAUUCUGCCCACCGUAUUAUAUUUAAAUAUUUUGCUCUUAUUUUAUAGAAUUUAUUUUGUUGUAUUUCACUAAAAAAUAGAAUUUGAUUUAAAAGGAACAUUUUUGUCCUUUUGUUAUUUUUAAAGACAAUAUUGACUGUACAGAGUUCUAAUCUGCGCCCUGUUUUUUGCCGACUUUUGUUUUGGCCAUGGUGUGACAUUGAAUUCUGGAGCUACAGUCGCGAUGUGGACUUUCACUUUGUGAGGUUUUUUUUGUGCACAGAAAUAUAACAAAAAAAGCAUUGCGCCCUUAGCAAAUAAAGAACAUGGAAUCUU